AUGGCGGACGAGGACGGGGAAGGGAUUCACCCUUCAGCCCCUCAGCGGAACGGCGGCGGCGGCGGCGGCGGUGGCGGCGGCGGCUCUGGGCUCCUGGGCGCCGGGAACGGCGGCGGGGGCGGCCCGCGGGUGGUGCGCAUCGUCAAGUCCGAGUCCGGCUAUGGCUUCAACGUGCGGGGCCAAGUGAGCGAGGGCGGGCAGCUGCGGAGCAUCAACGGAGAGCUGUACGCGCCGCUGCAGCAUGUGAGCGCCGUGCUGCCCGGGGGGGCGGCCGACCGGGCCGGGGUGCGCAAAGGGGACCGCAUCCUGGAGGUGAAUGGCGUGAAUGUGGAAGGGGCAACACACAAGCAGGUGGUGGAUCUGAUCCGAGCUGGUGAAAAGGAAUUGAUCUUGACAGUGUUAUCUGUACCUCCUCAUGAGGCAGAUAACCUCGAUCCCAGUGAUGACUCAUUGGGACAGUCCUUUUACGACUAUACGGAAAAGCAAGCGGUGCCCAUAUCAGUCCCCACAUAUAAACAUGUGGAGCAGAAUGGCGAGAAGUUUGUGGUGUACAAUGUUUACAUGGCGGGAAGGCAGCUGUGCUCUAAGCGGUACCGGGAAUUUGCAAUCCUGCACCAAAACCUUAAACGAGAGUUUGCCAACUUUACUUUUCCUCGCCUGCCAGGGAAGUGGCCGUUUUCAUUAUCAGAGCAGCAGUUGGAUGCCCGACGUCGUGGGUUAGAGGAGUACCUGGAGAAAGUAUGUUCGAUACGAGUCAUUGGUGAGAGUGACAUCAUGCAAGAGUUCCUCUCAGAGUCAGAUGAGAACUACAAUGGCGUGUCUGAUGUCGAACUGAGAGUGGCUUUGCCAGACGCCACCACAGUGACUGUCCGAGUUAAAAAGAACAGCACCACAGACCAGGUGUAUCAGGCUAUCGCAGCAAAGGUUGGCAUGGACAGCACGACCGUGAAUUACUUUGCCUUGUUUGAGGUGAUUAAUCACUCCUUUGUACGUAAGCUGGCUCCCAAUGAAUUCCCCCACAAGCUCUAUGUCCAGAACUACACAUCAGCUGUGCCAGGCACCUGCCUGACCAUCCGCAAAUGGCUCUUUACUACAGAAGAGGAGGUUCUUCUGAAUGAUAAUGACCUCGCAGUUACCUACUUCUUCCAUCAGGCUGUUGAUGAUGUGAAAAAAGGUUAUAUAAAAGCAGAGGAAAAAUCAUACCAGUUACAGAAGCUAUGUGAACAGAGGAAGAUGGUUAUGUACCUCAACAUGCUUAGGACCUGUGAGGGCUACAAUGAGAUUAUCUUCCCCCACUGUUCCUGCGACUCGAGGCGGAAGGGACAUGUCAUCACAGCCAUCAGCAUCACGCACUUCAAGCUACAUGCCUGCACGGAAGAGGGACAGCUUGAGAACCAGGUAAUAGCCUUUGAGUGGGAUGAGAUGCAGCGAUGGGACACGGAUGAAGAGGGGAUGGCUUUCUGUUUUGAAUAUGCGCGAGGAGAGAAGAAGCCGCGAUGGGUCAAAAUCUUCACACCCUAUUUCAAUUACAUGCACGAGUGCUUCGAGAGGGUGUUCUGCGAACUCAAGUGGAGGAAAGAGAACAUUUUCCAGAUGGCCAGGUCACAGCAGAGGGAUAUGGCCACCUAGCCCCACCCCCUCAUUCCCUCCUCUCCUUCCCCUUCAUACGUUGUUUCUCCCUGCUUCCACUCCCUAUGUCAGAGUAACCAUUAACACUUACAAAAGAGGAGAAAAAGAAAAAAAAAAGUCAUUGUAUUAAAAAAGCCCUAAACUGAAUAUUAAUAAUCCCCUUUGUGAAUUUCAUGUCUGGAAUUGAGCUGGUAGAAAACAUAGGAUGGUCAGCACCAGAAGCCAACCAAGUGGUCACCUGGAAAGCCAAUGUGCCCCGCCAAGCCGCUAGAGGGGUCUUUGUCUUUUGCCCAGGCCUCCCACCAACAAACUCUCCUUGGACUCUAUUUUUAAAACUGGAACUAUGGACUCCAUCCAUUUGCACUGUUCAAACGUAUAUAUGUAUGUAUGUAAAAAAAAAUUAUAUAUAUAUACACAAAUUAGCUGCACGUAUAUACAUAUAUAUUUCUUUUUAAAUUUCAUAUUGACGGCAGUACCUUUUUUAGCUUGCAUUUUUACACACCUUUCACCAGGUUUCAUUACUCUUGUCUCUCUCUCUUGUUCUUUUUUUCCUUUGAAACAAACUUUAAAAAAAAAAUUACAGGGAAAAUACCUCUCCUCAUGAAGGACUUGAAAAGUUUACAACCUGCUUGGGUUUUUUUUCUUCCUUUAUUUGUGUUGGGUGCGGAUCCUGGCUAGAGGUUGACAUGGAGCCUCAAAGGCAAGGAAGUGUGGUUCCUUUUGCUUUCCAGGAGGGUGGAGGGUAGAGAUGCUGGGGAGAGGAAAAGAUUCUUGUCUGGUACGGGUAGUGUGCUUAAUCAGAAGACUUGGUCAAGGCCGCCUCUUGGCUCUGAGAAAGAUGCCCAGCUUCCACGUCCUUCUCGUUCCUCACCUUUCCCCAGCCAUGUUUCACUUCACUUCUCUGCUUCUCUGAGGAGCUCUCCCAGACUUCAUCGGCGUCCUGGGUUAAGCAGUACAGAUGUGGGGUGGGCACUGGACGUUGUUCUGUGUGGUCCAUUUCCUCCAGAAAACCCAGGCGUGCCUUGUGGUGGUCAUGUCCACCCUUCAAUCACUUUUUCCGGAACUAGUGAUAAGGAAUGGUUCUAGACCUGACAGGUUUGGACAUGAAACUUGGCUUUGUAUGGAGGAAGAAAAGGGAAGUAAUACCCUGUAUAGAUAAGCACUUCACCCAACCAGAACACUGUCACCUUUUCUAAGUCAUGGGUUUUAAAAUAGCUUCCUAGGGCAGCAGUGUUAGGGAUUUGUUCAUGGUUUUAUGGAUAAUUGAGAUCCUUGGCCCUUUGCUCUGCUAACUGACCCCAACCUCCACCAUGGAGAUCAGUUGAGAUCCAAGGCAGGAGCUUUAUCAGAGAAAUGGUGGAUGACUGAAAUUGAGAGACACAGUGGAAAGGGGAACCUUUUCUACCCACAGAACCCAUUUUGACUUGUUAGACCUUUGAGACAAACUAACUUCUUUUAAAGGGGCUCUGUGUGGGCUGCAUUACGAACACAAGGAUAGGGUAGCAUGGGGUGCUACUGUUAACACUUCUCAGUCUCUCUCCUCCUAAAAAAAAAGAAAAAAACCAAACUCUGAAGGGUGGCUUGGUCAGCUUUAUGGAAAGUAAGUCUAACUUGAGGCUACUAGUCUUCCUUGAGCAGGGGUUGCCAAGGGUUUGAAAUUUAUUUUUUAUGAUCUGUAUCUCAAAACCAGAAAUGUAUUUGCAGAAAGUUGUCUACUUUUCUUCCUCUCUUUCUCACCCUGUCUUCCUGGUAUCUGCCCACCUGAUGACUUGGGUCUGCAUAGAACACCUCUCCAUCACUGCUAACUCAGGUGGACUUGGAAUCAGACUUUGCAGAGCUCAAGAAUGUGCUGAAAGUUUAAAGUUGCGGGAAGUGAAUCCACAUUUGAAGGCUUUUACACAAGAUUGACUUUUUCAUUUUGGUUUUUAACCAGUUUAGGACGGAGCCAAAAGCUUUGGAAAGAGAAUAUGCUGGCUUCUUCCUCCAAGCCUCUAGGAGGUUUUUGGCCACAGUUCUGUUGAUAUUUCAAGAUGAUUGAAACCUGCCCCUCUCUGUCAUGGGGAGGGACAGACCACCCAGAGAAUCCUCGAAUGGCAGGAUGCUGGCCUCAGAAUAGUGAGAGAGACAUAGUUAAUGGCAUUUGGAUUUGUCUGCCCUCUUUGCAUGGUAAUAGAAAGCCAACACUGGGGAAGACGAGUGAGGGAGCAAUGCCUUCUGGAUAGUGUACUCUUGAUUUUCUUUUCAGUUUCCCUUCCAUAUGAGUCGUCCCCCCCCCCCAUCUCUACAGUAUGCUGCAGCUGCCAUAGUCCCUUUCUGACACGUUUAUCCCUUUAUGCUUCGGCAUUCAGGGAAUGGAGCCCUGUGGAAAGAUGCCAGGAAGGCUAGAUGUGAUGAUCUGUGGGCAAUCCCCUCUUGAAGCUGCAUCAUGAACAAAGCAUCCCAUUUGUAGUAAAGAGGAAGAGACCCUUCCUGCCGUGCUCACCCUUCCCCCCCCCCCACUAUACCUCAGGUUUCUGGUGCCAAAGGUCGACAUGGCCCCAGGAGCCUGCAGGUUAGGAAAAUGAGCCCAUCUCUCCAUGAGCCAGUGUUAGGUCUGACAUGCUUCUCCUUCUCAUUUGAAAUUUCCUCUACUUUCCAUCCUGAGGUUGGCACAGGCUACGUGUACCCUCACUAGAGCCAGCAGGGUCUUCCUGGCCCCCUCCCCCUUCCUCCCACUCUCUUUGGCUCAGUGUAGUUUUUGUUCUCUGAGACAAGUGCUGAGAGCUAUGAGGGAACUGAGGAAAAGAGCAGACCUGAGCAUACUCCUGCAUUUUAGGGAGGUGCCCUUUGGCCAGGUCUCCCAUUUCCCAAGGCCCAUAGUCUUCAGCUAGUCUCUUUGACUUUAUUUCUUGCCUAAGCAUUUGAUAAUUCUUAAUGGUCUUAUGCUUUUCCUAUCUCCACUCCUAAAUCCCAUAGGAAAUCAGCUCAGCUACGGUACAGGUCUAAGGGUGCUCAUGUUAGCUUCUUGGCCUGAGCUCUCCUGGAGAAAUUAGAAUCAAAGGUCCAAAGCCACAACCCUGGCCUACUUAAGUAACUUCUGUUGACUGGUCCAGGUGAGCCACUUACAGGCUUACCUUAUCCUCCUUUUAGGUCAGAUUCAGUAUCUGGAACAGCAGGCUGAGGCCCUCAGAAGGGCUUUCUUUUUCUGUCCCAUUCCCUAACUCCAUCAGCUUAGGGGCCUGGCUCCUGGGGAGCAUUUUUCCCCAAGGGUUCCCAGUCCUGGGUGAUUUGUCAGACAUACUAUGGCUGCCCUUCUGUUCAGGAGAUUGUCAUGCCCUAAGGCUAUGGGCUAGAUUGAUAGAAUUUGAGGGCCCUGUGGUUGGAUCUCCGUAGGCCCUCCUAGUAUUCCUUUCCAUAUUCAGUGGCACUUUAUCUUGGGGAUGAGGAAGAUGUGGUGUGCAUAGAGGAAAAGGACAUUUUUGACCCGUAGUGGUGGGUGUUGGGGACAUACUGAGCUCCCCUUUCCCUCCAUUCUUCCAGUACCACUUCCUCUGCCUCUCCCCACCGUCCUCUCCCAGAUCCAAGCAUGUCAUUUCAGGCCUCAUUUAUCCCAGGACAGCAUUGUCUUGCUCUCCACAAUGAUUUGGAAUGCAUGGACAGUUUAGAACUAUGGAAAGGAAUCCUAAAAGGAGAGAGGGAGAAUGUAGGGUGGGAGGUUUGGGCCAACUGCUAACAUGGAAACCAAUGUUGUAUCAUGUUCCCCUUUUCGAACUUAGGAUUUGGUUUCAGCUCUCCCCAGGCCAUGCACUCUUUUAAUUUAUUUGAGAGAAACUCUAAUUGUAUUUUCACUGCAGUAUCUUGUAUUUUUUAUUUGUGAUUUAAGAAAUGUGAAGAGAAAACACACAAUGGCUAACAGUGUUUCUUUCAUUCCUUGUUCUAGAGCUAACCACUCUAAAAUUGUUUGGUAAUGUCACUUAGUGUAAUUAAUUGUAACAUAU
Vombatus ursinus (common wombat) is the source of this 5606-nucleotide messenger RNA. RefSeq names its product sorting nexin-27. Gene Ontology annotation, cellular component: early endosome. The record is from RefSeq and is a predicted model, not a curated record. The transcript is spliced from 12 exons. Lineage: Eukaryota; Metazoa; Chordata; Mammalia; Diprotodontia; Vombatidae. Gene Ontology annotation, molecular function: phosphatidylinositol-3-phosphate binding; protein binding. Gene Ontology annotation, biological process: signal transduction; intracellular protein transport. The coding region runs from base 1 to 1629 and encodes 542 amino acids.